AUGCUGGAUGAUUCUGGCGCCGACCAGAUGUCGAUCUUGUAUGGUGAUCUCGUGCUCCUACAAAAUAUGGAGGCUGCUGCUACAGGGGCUGCCCCAAGCAAACUGCCAGUUUGUGUAGGAGUUUUCGAGUCACUACUAGGCGAUGGAAGCUCUGCGAUCGAAUAUGCGAGGAUGAUACAGGCAGCCAUAUUUGCUGAUAACAACGGUGGUGUCAUGACAAACCUGGGCCAGGAGUGGGACCUCAUACUAUGUUUUGCCAGAGAUGGUUACCAGCCAGAUCCAGAAGAUGGCAGAAUUGCUGGUCUUUGGUCCAGGUUCAAGCUAUACACCGGACUGCUCCAGACGCCAGCAGUCGUGUGUAUUUCACGGAUAUCAAGGAGGGGUUGA
Molecule: messenger RNA, 387 nt
Organism: Penicillium cosmopolitanum
Lineage: Eukaryota; Fungi; Ascomycota; Eurotiomycetes; Eurotiales; Aspergillaceae
Exons: 1
Coding region: 1-387 (128 amino acids)
Source: RefSeq, a predicted model, not a curated record